Oreochromis niloticus (Nile tilapia) is the source of this 3213-nucleotide messenger RNA. RefSeq names its product deoxycytidylate deaminase. NCBI's taxonomy places the organism in Eukaryota, Metazoa, Chordata, Actinopteri, Cichliformes, Cichlidae. The record is from RefSeq and is a predicted model, not a curated record. Gene Ontology annotation, biological process: pyrimidine nucleotide metabolic process. The transcript is spliced from 8 exons. Gene Ontology annotation, cellular component: cytoplasm. Bases 555 to 1175 code for a protein of 206 amino acids. Gene Ontology annotation, molecular function: zinc ion binding; dCMP deaminase activity.
UUGUUAAUCGUAAGAAGGCAAACAGUUUGUGAUCGCUGCGCUGUUAUGUUAAAAUGAUGUUGGAAUAAAGACCCAAAAGGACAAGAUAAGUACUGCUGGAGUCACUGGACUGUUUAAUUAAUUCAUGCAUAGCAGUGACAUCGUGUCACCCACGUUAAGAAACACCUCAGUGGCUUCAAGCGUAGGCUUAGCCUCUACAACAGGUAUUGAUGGUAAUUUGCAGUGGUUUAGUAUUGAUUGAAAUACCUGUGAAGUCCUGUUGAUUUUUAAUGAUUCAAUGUUAUCCAAGGGUGCAACCGUGGUGGAAAAUCAGAAUUCAAUAUUGAUCCAAUAUCAGACUCUAACACUGUUUCAAUAUUGCUCAGCAAACUGGAUGACAGCGAGUACGAGAGGAUCCCAGAGUCAGGCCUUAGGAGCAGUUAGGAGAUCAGGGCAGUUACCGGUGAUGACAUGAAACACGAUUGUGUGUUGUCGCUCCCGUCACACCUACAUCAAUCCAUUCGUCACCUUUGUGGACUAGCGCAGGUGGAAGUGCAACCUGUGUUACCAGGUCAAUGAUGUACCAGGUGAGUUCAAGUGGAACCCAGUCACAAGGUCAUACGGUGAACCACACAAGAGGCCAGAGGUCCAGAAUUCCACCGUGGAGUUCAUCGCCUCCUCAGACUACAUGGACAGACCUCCUGAUCGAUGCAGACUACUUCAUGGCUGUAGCUGUUCUGUCAGCAAAAAGAAGCAAAGACCCAAACACUCAGGUGGGAGCAUGUUUAGUGGACCAGGACAACAAGAUAAUUGGCACUGGUCACAAUUGUAUGCCCAAUGGUGGUGAUGGAAAACUGCCAUGGAAUCGCGAUGGUGACAAACUUGACACAAAAUACAUGUAUGUGUGCCAUGCAGAGCUGAAUGCCAUAGUGAACGCAAGCGCGAAAGCUGAUGUGAAAGGCUGCACCAUGUAUGUGACUUUGUUCCCCUGCAAUGAGUGCACCAAACUCAUCAUCCAGGCAGGUCUGAAGGAAGUGGUUUAUCUUUGUGACAAGUACUAUGAUACACCUGAAACCAUAGCAUCCAAAAGGAUGCUUGACAUGGCGGGGAUACCGUACAGGUGCUUUGUGCACACAAUGCCUCAAAUUGCCAUUGAUUUGCCUUUCAUUGAAACUCCUGGAAAUGAAAAUGCCUAAGACUCAUCUUGGGGAGCUGCUGAAUGAGGCAGUGAGGCAGAAGAAGAAUCAGCAGAAAACGGAUUUGGGACGGGUUUGGAGAAUAAUAUGACCAAGACUAAUUUGCAGAUCAAAUCUGAAAUUAGAGUAUUUGGUUUGACAAAUUGUACAACAGAAUGUAAUAAAAGAAACUGGGAAAAAAUUAUAUGAAAUGAAAAAAGAAGUAAAGAAAUGGGAGAAGAGUAAUAGUAAUAAUAAAGCAUUAAUGUGGUUAAAACUGUCGUCCUCUCCAAAUUCUUCUUCCAGCAACUAUUCUUCCAGAUAACAAAUCUACAAGUAGCCUUUAAAGAAGCCUAUAAAAGAGAAUUACUGUAGAACAGUAAAAUGAAAGGUGGGUUAGAAGAUGUUCAACUAGAAAGUAGAUUAAAAGAUGGUUUUGUUAGGUAUCGAAAGCUUUUAAGAUGGGAGAUCCUUCCUCAUCGAGAAAGAAGCAAGGGCAGAGCAAGGCACGUACCAUAUUAUAAAAUGAUCUUUUUUUUGUAAAUGAGGAAUGAUGCAGUCUACACUGGACCAGCUCUUUAGCCUCUCAAGGAUACUUGCAGGUGCACAGGAGUUAACCAAACUGACACAUAUGUUUUUGUGGAUUUGGAGAAUAAAGUCUGAGGAAGUUUCUACCAGCUAUUUCUGUGCAAAGCUGAAUCCUGUGCUAUGUUAAUGUCAUAAGAUUAAAUUAGUAUAUAUAAACUUUUUUUUGGUCUAAUUUUUUAUUCUAAUGAAUGAACUCAGCUUGAAUCAGUUAUAAAAAACGCUUUCUUUUCUGUUGCCUACACGUUGCCUCAACACCUAAAGAGGAAACAUAGUUCAGUUGGGUUAAAGUGAGAUAUGGGAGGUGAGGAAACGAAAAAUCAGCAGGGGGAAAAAGAAUCACAACUCACUGUGAUCUUUAUAGUAGUUUAUAGUAGCAUCUACUGUGUUACUGCUGCUCUGAGGUUUACUGCGCUUUGUGGACUUGGACAACUGAAUUCAACAGGAUAUAAGCAGAUUUUCAUGAAUUGUCUUCGCUGAUUUCCAUCCCCUACAUUUACAGUAUACUGUUUAUACUGUCUUUACACUAAAUCCUAUCAAGUUUGUAUAAAGGUCGAAUUCAGUAAAUGUAUCUAAGCAUCAUCAGCUAAAAUUCAUAUUAAUAUCUGGUGUUUUAACAUAACCUAAAUCUGACCAUGAACACCGUAGCUACUGUCCAACACAGUGCUUUACUUUAAGUCCAUCAAACCUCUUUCAUCCACCAUUUAAAUAACACAAAGUUAGCAUAGCUCAGAUUAACAUUAUUUUUUUGUUGCAGAAUGGAGGACACAACUUACAGACAACUGCACGAUCGGGUGUUGAGCCAAAAGACAAAACCCAAAAGGAAUCACCAGAUACACCAUUAGGACUGCCUUAUUGUUCAGGCUGAAUCGGUUUGAUGUUUGAAGGCCUGCAUAUACUGUAUAUAUAUUAAAAAAAAAAAUCUGUCACAGUGGGUCAACCACUGGAUCUACCCAAACGUGUCAUAAUGCCUCGGCAAACUGUGUUUAAAGUCCACUAAAUAAAGUCUGCCUCUUUAUUUAAAAUGGCUCAUCUGCAACAAAGAAAAAAAAAAAAAAAAGAAGGCGCGCAGCACCGUUAAAUAAUAACUCUGAUCAAAUGUGUUAAAACUAAAGUAACAACCUUGUUUUUAAAAUUUAAGGAGUAGAAAGUUUUGAUAUUUGUGUAAAAAUGCUGGGAGUAGAUGCUCAAGUGAAGCUUUUCAUGUGUAACUCUUUCUAUGGUUUCUAUCCAGGAAUGCCACAGAAUAUAAAAAAAAAUGUAAAAAUCUUUAUUGUGCUUUAAUACCUGGUCUUGCAUUUGACACAUUGAUUCUUAUAAACCUUUUUGCAUGUUGUGUUGUGUUGCGUGAUGCAAUUUAAUUAUUGUAAAUUAUUGUAAGGCUCUCUGCACACUCUUGAAACAAGUGUCCUUCACUGAUCACAGAGCAGGCUGCUCUCGGGGCUCUUGGCGUCCACGUCUCCCCAGUAGGGCA